Molecule: messenger RNA, 1425 nt
Organism: Zootoca vivipara (common lizard)
Lineage: Eukaryota; Metazoa; Chordata; Lepidosauria; Squamata; Lacertidae
Gene: AEN
Product: apoptosis enhancing nuclease
Cellular component (GO): nucleus
Molecular function (GO): exonuclease activity; nucleic acid binding
Source: RefSeq, a predicted model, not a curated record
AAGCGCAGGACUUGCCCGGGCAUGUGAGAGUCGUCAGAUGGGCCUUUGCUUCCGGGAGUGACACGUGGGGAGCUGGCUUGCUUAGGAUGCCGUCUACCACCAAAUGCUCGUCAGGUGGGAUAAGUCCAGCGCAAGUGGUCCAGGUGGGUGACUUGGGGAUGGAUGAUGAGCAGGACCUCCGGUGCCUCUGCACCGAGUGGGGUCCGGGCCACGACAAAGCUUCCCGGGAUGCCGAAACCUCCGGCCAGAAGAAAAAGAAGAGCCGCCGAUACCAGCGGUUUAUGGCGCGGAGGGCAGUGGAGCAGAGAGGGCUGCAGGGAAAGACCCUGCCGACGACAUCAGGCAGCUCAGAAGUGGGUGGUGCACUGAGCUCCUUGUGCUGUGAAGUCAGCCCUUGUGGCCAGUUGUUCGAGAAGGAUGGAGCAGGGGCUCCUAGGGAACCUUGUCGGCUCUGUCCGGUUGCGCCAGGUGCUUCCCAAAGUCUCAAGAAUCAAAUAGCCUCCCCUGGCGGAAAGGGCACCGGUUCCUCAUUCUGUCCGACGCCCAGGAAAUGUGUGGCGCUUGACUGCGAAAUGGUGGGCACGGGCCCUGCUGGGAGGACGAGUGAGUUGGCGCGGUGCACAGUCGUGAACUACGACGGGGACGUCAUCUACGACAAAUACGUCCGGCCGGAGCUCCCGAUUGUCGAUUACAGGACUCGGUGGAGCGGGGUCACCCGGCGACACAUGGAAAAGGCCACUCCUUUUAAGGUUGCACAGAGCGAGAUCCUACAGAUCGUGAGGGACAAGAUAGUGGUGGGGCAUGCCAUCCACAACGACUUCCGAGCCUUGAAAUAUUUUCACCCUUAUGCCUGGACACGGGACACAAGUCGGAGCCCCCUGCUGAGGAAGAAGAUGGGGCUCCCUAUGAAAGCCAGCGUCUCUCUCAAGAGCCUGGCUAGUGAGCUGCUACACAAGAAUAUUCAGGUUAGCCGAAAUGGACAUUCAUCAGUAGAAGAUGCUCAGACGUCUAUGGAGCUUUACAGAUUGGUGGAGGUACAAUGGGAAAAGACACUGGCCAGUAGCUUCCUGCCAAGCCUUCCAAACAGCCCUCCAGAUAGCAGCUCGGAGAGUGUUUGCUACAUGGAUGACCAGUAUUGGCCCAAGGACUUCGACGCAGGCUGUACAUGAAGGUGCAAACUCUAGAACAGCUUUCCCCAACCUGGUGCCUCCAGUUGAUCUUUUUAACUCUAGCACGGCUAGUGGUCAGGGACAAUGGGAGUUGUGGUUCAAAACAUCUGAAAGGCACCAGGGGCAGGGAUGCUGCUCUAGAAUGUGCACUCGGGACUGUCACUGAGGAGUGGGGAGGCCAUGAUUCUGAACCUAAUGUAGCAACUUUAUUUAUUGCCAAAUUGGACAACCUAAGAAUACACGAUUCUACUGGUGA